CGCGGGGCUUCCGUGCCAAUGUCAGAAGCACGCGGCGCUGGAGCGGAGACGCAGCGCGACUUCGCCGGUGACAGAGGACAAGACAACCCCGAGUAGCACGUGGAAGCUCACUGCUGUGACAGAGCCGAACGAAAGGUGCUUUAAGAGGCUUCUAGUCUACCUUACCUGGCUAAGGGAGACACAGACCAGCCCCGCAAAGUACAUACAGUGGAAGAGGAAGUAUAGAAGAUGAGAUAGAAGAUCAAAGAGUGGAGAAGAAAAAGCUGCAAGGGUCCAUCCCAUUUCCCUCUUUUUGUCUCUCUCUCUCUCUCUCUCUCUCUCUCUCUCGCCCCCCCCCCCUCCAUUUUGUUGCCUUUCUCAGCAUGAGGCUGAAGGAAGAUGUGAACCCUUUGGUUUUUGUCUUGUUUAGAGUGGUGGUAUGGCUCUAUUCUCUGCUGACAUACCUACCAGCUCUGUUGCUGGGCUAUUCCAGCUCAGGCUCCUUAAGCCACCCCUCACAGUGGGUCAAGGCGCGCUCAGUGAGUGGACGUCCAGCUGGGCCCUACCGGGAUGUGGCUGCUCUGGACAGACUAACCACAUGUCUGCAGCCAGGUGUAAACACCUUGGACAGGGUGUUUGAAAUUUCAGCUCAGCGCUUCUCCAAGCAGGACUUCCUGGGGACCAGACAGGUACUGCGUGAGGAGGAGGAGAAGCAGGAGAAUGGGAGAGUGUUCAAGAAGGUGAUACUGGGAGAGUAUCAGUGGUUGUCAUAUGGGCAAGCAUAUAGAGCAGCAAGGGACUUUGGGAGUGGAUUACUUGCUUUGGGGCAGAAGCCCUGCAAAAACAUUGCCAUCUUCUGCGAAACCAGAACAGAGUGGAUCAUAGCUGCCCAGGCAUGCUUCAUGUACAACUUCCCGUUGGUGACUCUCUACUCUACCCUUGGUGGUCCAGCAAUUGCACAUGGACUCAAACAGACUGAAGUUUCCCAUAUCAUCACUAGUAAAGAGCUUCUGGAGACCAAGCUCAAGUUGAUUCUAAUGGAAGUGCCGAGACUCCAGCAUAUUAUUGUUGUCGACGACAAGCCCAUAUCCUGGCCAGGUUAUCCACGAGGCAUCAGUGUACACAGCAUUGCUACUAUACAGGCACUUGGAGCCAAGCCUGAAAAUGUCUCCAGACAGAGGCGGUCUCCUUGUCCUGGUGAUAUUGCUGUGAUUAUGUACACCAGUGGCUCUACGGGGGUUCCCAAGGGUGUCAUGAUUUCCCAUAGCAACCUCAUUGCGAGCAUUGCUGGAAUGGCAGAGAGAAUCCCUGACCUUGGUGUGAAUGAUACAUACAUUGCAUACCUACCCCUGGCACAUGUCCUAGAGCUCAGUGCAGAAAUGGUGUGUGUGGCUUACGGCUGUAGAAUUGGAUACUCCUCGCCCCAAACACUUGCGGACCAGUCUACGAAGAUUAAGAAGGGAAGUAAAGGAGACAGCACUGUUCUACAGCCCACAUUAAUGGCAGCUGUACCGGAGAUCAUGGAUCGCAUCUAUAAGAAUGUGAUGCUGAAAGUGGAGGAGAUGGGUGUAGUGCAGAAAACUCUUUUUAUACUGGCCUACAACUAUAAGAUGGAGCAGCUGGCUAAAGGCAAUCGCACUCCACUUUGUGACAAGCUAGUGUUCCAGAAGGUGCGAGUGUUGCUGGGUGGGCGAACACGGGUUUUGUUGUCAGGUGGUGCACCUCUGUCAGCGGCAACACAACGUUUUAUGAAUAUCUGCUUAUGCUGCCCUGUGGGCCAGGGCUAUGGCCUGACUGAAACCUGUGGAGCUGGAACCAUCAGUCAGCUCUGGGACUACAGCACGGGACGGGUAGGAGCUCCUCUGGUCUGCUGUGAGAUCCAACUGAAAGACUGGGUUGAGGGUGGUUACCAGAGCACAGAUAAGCCCUGUCCACGGGGGGAGGUUCUCAUUGGUGGCCCCAGUGUAACCAUGGGUUACUAUAAGAAUGAAACAAUGAAUCGAGAAAAUUUCUUUGUGGAUAAGAAUGGCCAACGGUGGUUCUGCACUGGAGACAUUGGCGAGUUCCAAGCAGAUGGCUGCCUCAAGAUCGUUGACCGUAAAAAGGAUCUGGUGAAGUUGCAGGCAGGGGAGUAUGUGUCUCUGGGGAAAGUGGAAGCCAUGCUGAAAAACUGUCCUCUUAUUGACAACAUCUGUGCUUAUGCCAACAGUGAUGAGUCAUUUGUAAUCGGCUUUGUGGUGCCCAAUCAGAAACAGCUAUUGUUACUGGCAGAGAAGCGGGGCAUCUGUGGCACGUGGGUGGAGAUCUGCAGUAACCCUGUAAUGGAGGAGGAGGUGCUAAAGAUCAUCAAUGACACAGCACUGGCAGCCCAGCUGGAGAGGUUCGAGAUCCCACGAAAAAUCUGUUUGAGCUCAGAGCCAUGGACUCCAGAGACGGGCCUUGUAACCGAUGCUUUUAAACUCAAACGGAAAGAGAUAAAAUCACACUACCAGCACGACAUUGAGAGGAUGUAUGGCAACAUGUGAAUUCAGAUCAAAACUAAGCUAGAUCUGAAACUUAAAUAGGCCUUGAUGCUCACAAGUAGAAACUUGUAUUAUGAUAGCCACAGUCAGAGAUAUCUGGCCUCUGCAAUCAAGACAUUUAUCAUCUUUCAGUUUUACAACACAUGGCUGACAAAAAUAUACUUGUAAGGAACUACAAAUAUGAUUUUUUUUUUUUUUUUUUUUUAUGUAAUUCUAAAUUGUAACAAGAGCUUACAACAAGAUUCCUGGUUUGUUUGUAAAUUCUGUAAAAAAUGCUAUGCAUUGUAUCCAGAAUAUUACUGUACAUUUAGUAAAGAAUGCACAAUAACUGCUCAGAGAAGAGGUCUCAAACUUUCACACACAAAAUCUAAUAACUUGUGGUAACACUUUGGGGCCCAACCAAAGACUAAUUACUCACAAUGACACCCUUUACUCAUAUAAAGUGUUCCCUUCCUCCACAUCUUGUGUUUUCUUUAUAUCCAUAUGUGGCCUUUGGCUGAGAUCCAAUUUGUAUACUGUCAUGAUUCUUUAGCUGAUCCUCAUUCCCACACCACCAUGCAUACAUCCUCAACAACUGAUCUUUCUUCCUGCUAGAUAUGUGAUGGAAUCAGAGGCUGGGAGAAGUAUGCAGUUUACACAUUCAGUUUACAUGUUUUACUUGAUAUAUUUAAAGUGAUGCAAAUCUCAAAGUAUCCAUCAAAACAUUCCUGCUGACUGAUUGCUUUCUUUUGCUGAUUGGUUAAAAUAAAGAAAAUACACUAUAUGGCCAAAA
Molecule: messenger RNA, 3273 nt
Organism: Pygocentrus nattereri (red-bellied piranha)
Lineage: Eukaryota; Metazoa; Chordata; Actinopteri; Characiformes; Serrasalmidae
Gene: acsl3a
Product: acyl-CoA synthetase long chain family member 3a
Exons: 15
Coding region: 363-2504 (713 amino acids)
Biological process (GO): neuron differentiation; long-chain fatty acid metabolic process; long-chain fatty-acyl-CoA metabolic process
Cellular component (GO): plasma membrane; lipid droplet; endoplasmic reticulum
Molecular function (GO): long-chain fatty acid-CoA ligase activity
Source: RefSeq, a predicted model, not a curated record